Rubroshorea leprosula is the source of this 3926-nucleotide messenger RNA. The record is from the annotation of a GenBank genome assembly. NCBI's taxonomy places the organism in Eukaryota, Viridiplantae, Streptophyta, Magnoliopsida, Malvales, Dipterocarpaceae.
AAAAUUGAUUUUCAACUCUAAUUAACCAUGCAUCUAUACAUGAUACCUUCUCUUCAUCCAUCAUAUGCGCCGCCAACAUAUCUUUCUUUCUCUCUUUGCUCCACAGAGGCUUCCAACACCAACCAAUUCUUUUCUUCAAGUUAUGGAUCCGCAAUGGGCUGACCUUCUCCUGAGUCCCAUCAUCAAUACCACAAUUUCCAAGUUGAUUUCCACUGCUGCUGAGCAAAUCAGCCUUGCUAUCGGCUGGAAGAAGGAGCUUGAAACGCUUCAGAACAAACUGCGCAUGAUCAAGGAUGUGUUGCUGGACGCAGAGGAGAGACAGGUGCGAGACCAUGCUGUGAAGGAUUGGCUUGAAAAGCUCAGGGAUGUGGUUUUUGAGGCUGAUGAUGUGCUGGAUGAGGUUGCUUACGAAAGUGAGAAGUGCAAGGUGGAGAAUCAAAACCAAAAGCUGAAAAAGGUGCAUAAAUUCUUUACCUCCAAUCCCCUGCCAUUUCGUAGUGAGAUUGCUGGGAAGAUUAAGAAAAUUAUUGCAUCGGUGGAAGUUAUUAACAAUGAAGCGAGAGAGUUUGGACUCCAAAAUAGACUUGCUGGCACAGUGGUUUCUGAGAAUAGAAGAAACGCACAGACCCAUUCCACUAUUGGUGAUUUAUCAGAGGUUGUGGGGAGAGAGGAUGAUAUCUCCAAAAUAGUGCACCUCCUAAGUGACUCAUCUAAUGAGUUACGCCUUUGUGUAUUGUCUUUAGUGGGUAUGCCGGGUCUUGGUAAAACCACUUUAGCACAAGCUGUGCAAAUGCUGGAGUCUCUCACUGGGAAUUCUUGUGCAGUAAAAAACAAAGAUACUGUGAUUCAAAAAAUAAGAGAAGCCAUGGGGGAGAACAACUUUCUUCUGGUAUUGGAUGAUAUGUGGGAUGAAGAGAGUCAUGGGAAAUUUGAAGACUUGAGAAGCUGUUUGCUAGGAGUAUGUAAAAUGUCAAGGAAUAGAGUUAUUGUGACAACUCGUAAUGAAAAAGUUGCAUUGAAAAUGAGAACACUUCCUAAACACAUGCAUCAUCUUGGGAAACUACAAAUUGCUGACUGUUGGUCUAUCAUCAGGAAGAGAGUACCAGGAGAUGCUUCUCUAACUCUAGAAUUGGAGAAAAUCGGAAGGGAUAUUGCUCAAUUAUGUGGAGGUGUGCCAUUAGUUGCAAGGGUUUUAGGAGGUAUUUUGAGUACAGAAAGGUUGGACGAAGUCACGUGGUUGUCAAUUAAAAGCAAGAUUGAGGCAUUGGGUCCACUUGAACAUGAUACAGAAAUCAGAGAUUUUGUUAUGUAUAGGAAGAUGUUGAUUCAGCUUUGGAUGGCUAAGGGAUUUCUCCAAUUUACCGAAGAAAGUCUUAUGACAAUGGAGGAUGUCGAAUUGCCACCAUGUUUUGGCAACAUAAAGAAUCUGAGGUAUCUAGACAUUUCAAGAACUCAGAUAACAAAAUUGCCAAAGUUCAUCCCCAAGCUAUACAAAUUGCAGACAUUUAAAUUCAUGACUUGCAGAUCUCUAGAAAUGCCUCCUGAAGGAAUUGGAAAUUUAAUCAACUUGAGGCAUAUAUACUUCAGUGAUGAAGAGCAGAUGCCUGCAAACAUUGGGAAACUAAUGUGUCUUCAAACAUUGCCAAAGUUCUUUGUAGGCACAACGAAGGGACGCAAAAUUGAAGAAUUGGGCAACUUGAGAUGGCUCAGAGGAAGUUUGCAGAUCUAUAAACUUGAGCAUGUUAAGGACAGAUCAGAAGCUAUGGGAGCGAAGUUAAAUGAGAAGACAAUUUCUAAGUUGAGAUUAAGAUGGGGAAAAGAAAGCAAUCAAGAUGAAGAUGUUCUAGAAGGUCUCCAACCACACUCAGAUCUGCAACUAUUAGAAAUUGAUGGUUAUGGAGGUAAAAACUUACCGUCAUGGAUGUCGAAGAAUGUUUUGAAUUGUGAUUUGUUUUUGCUCAAGAAUUUGGUGGAACUGAGAAUUAUGCAAUGUAAAAAGUUAGAAAGUAUUCCAGUAAUGACAGGAUUUUCAUCUCUUCAGAUGCUUUUUAUUUCAAGCUGUAUUGAAUUGAGUACCAUAGUCGAUGGAGCAUUUGCUAAAUUGGCGUCCCUUAAAGGAUUACACAUACUCAAUUGUCCUAAGUUGGAAAGGGCUUCAUCCAAUGGUUUAUUAUCCCCACAGUCACUCUUAAUUCCCGAUUGCAGAGAGUUGAAUAGCCUUUCAACCUCCACGUGUCUAAAAGUUUUACUUUUGCGUGGCUGUAAAAAUCUAAGGUCUAUUCCAAGUCUACGUGGGCUUAGUUCUCUUGAAGAGGUAGUAUUUAUAGAUUGUGGAUUAGAGCAGCUACCCAGCGGGCUAUCAUCUUGUAUUGCUCUUAAGGAGUUAAUAAUAGCCAGAUGCCAUAGCCUGAUCUCUAUUCCAGAAGAACUGAAGGAAAUACAUUCUUUGGUUGUUUUGUGGAUUCACUGGUGUUCAAAAUUGAGGAGCAUCCCAGAAAAUACCCUCAAUUCCCUUACCAGCUUGAAGACAUUGUAUAUUGGUGGUUUUUCGGAAGAGUUAGAGGAAUUUCCUGGUCUCAGUUCUAUCCACAGCCUCCAAGCCUCCCUUGAAUACUUGAAUUUGACUGGAUGGGGAAAACUAACUGAGUUUCCACAUCAAAUUCAAAAUCUAAAUCUUACUGCUCUAAAAAGCGUGUCAAUAACAGAUUUUAAGGAAGUGGAGACAUUACCGAAGUGGUUAGGAAACUUAUCCUCUCUUAAAUCACUAUCUAUUUGGGGAUGCCUUGGAUUAAAGUAUCUACCAAGUGGGUUGUCGUGCUUCACUACUCUCGAGCGGCUUACCAUAUACAGAUGUCCUAAUCUGGUCUCUGCUAGAUUAGAGGAGAUCCUCGGCGGCCUUGCUCGCUUGAAGACAUUAUGGAUUGGUCCUUUCUCAGAAGAGUUGGAGGAAUUCCCAAGUCUGAGUUCCAUUCACAACCUUGGCACUUCCCUUGAAGAAUUGCGUUUGUAUGGUUGGGCAAAGCUAACUCAGUUGCCACAUCAAAUUCAACACCUCACAGCUCUAAGGCACUUGUCUAUAUGGGAUUUCCAUGGAGCAAAAGCUUUGCCAGAGUGGUUGGGAAACUUGUCAUCUCUUCAAGAUCUAUGCAUCAAGUACUGCGAGAAUCUGGAACAUCUCCCUUCUGCAGAAUCCAUUCGGCGUCUCUCCGAAUUGAAAUUCCUUGAGAUUUCAGAAUGCCUAGUGUUAGAGACAAGAUGUCGCAAGGAAAGCAAUUCAGAGUGCUUUGCCAGAGUGGUUGGGAAAUUUGUCAUUUCUUCAAAAUCUAACGAUUACACAUUGCAAGCAUCUGAAAUAUCUCCCUUCUGCAGAAGCCAUUCGAUGCCUCUCCAAAUUGAAUUUCCUUCAGAUUUCGAAAUGCCCAGAGUUAGAGAUGUUCUUGGAGGUGCUCAAUUUUGGUCAAUUGGAAACAUAUCUUGUAUCUCUAUUGUGUUCAUAGAAGAAAAACUAUUGCAGGUGGAUAGGAAAGAGGAUUUACAGAAUUCAGAAAUGAACUCCAGCAACAAGAACCAAGACUCUACCUUCAGUCAUCUUAGCCCACUUAAAGUAUCAGGGAAGGCCAUACAAGGAUUACUGCGGCUAGAGGUUUCUCUUUAGGGUGUUCUAAAGGAACUUUGACCAUAGAGAGUCAUUGUACAAUGUUCUCUUAAAUGAGAGGUGUAUCUUUUUAUUAUUGUUCCAAUUUUUUCUAUGUUUUGUGUUUGGCAAAACUUGAGACACAGUCAUUGUACUAUUCAAUUUAAUAGUGGAUUUUCUUGCGGUUUUAGUCCUGUGUUUUUCCCCUCCACAGUGGAAGGUUUUCCACCUAAAUUCUAUGUUAUAUGCUAUCUAUAUUUUUUAUAGUGCCUAAUACAUUUAUAUGGCCGUC